Symbiodinium necroappetens is the source of this 1067-nucleotide messenger RNA. The record is from the annotation of a GenBank genome assembly. NCBI's taxonomy places the organism in Eukaryota, Dinophyceae, Suessiales, Symbiodiniaceae.
AGUCGGACGAACAGAACGUCGAGAACCUGGCAGAGUCGGAUGAACAGAACGUCGAGAACCUGGCAGAGUCGGACGAACAGAACGUCGAGAACCUGGGGGUCUUUAGUGAUGAAGAGUUGCUCGAGACACUAGCCAGGUCCUUGUAUCAAGCCAAGAGCUUUAGCAUGGAAGCCAUGGAGGAGGUCACGUCGUUGAUGACACCCGUGCAUGCCAGGACAUCUAGGUCGUUCUCCAAGAUCAAGGGCAAGGACUCAGCAGUGGUUCACUUAGGCAUGUUCAGUCAUGGUGCGAUGAGUGGAGUCAUGAAUCAGACUUGGAGGAAAGGACCCCAUGGCCAGCUGAUGACCGGAGAGAUCCGGCCCACUUGGCAUGAAGUGGUGGCCUUUGAUCCAAAGAGUUGGCAUGCCACUAUGAGAUGGACUGGACGAAGGGUGGCGCUGGCCGCCUACACCACUCGACUGGUGACGAAGGCCCAACCGGAGACCUUGGAAGACCUCAGAACCUUUGGCUUCCCAUUGCCAAAGAAACCCAGCAGUAUGUCUGGGUUCUUCCAUCUGAGUGAGGAGCCUCCCCAGGAUGAAGUGAAGUUGGAGGACCACGAGAAGGAAGAGAUCCUGGCCGUCCUCAAUGAGUACAAGGAAGUGAUCCAUGAAGAUCCCGAGGAGAGAAAGGGCGGCUUCAAUCAAGUGGUGGAGCUCGGGUCCCCUGGAGACUCUCAGCUUCGGAUGAACCUGGAACGUGGAGGAGCUGUGGUGACCAGCGUAUCCUUCAAGGAGGGAUGUGACUUAUCAACCCAAGCCGGGACCGAGCGCACCAUUCGAUUCCUUGGAGAGUUGAAGCCGCAAUGGUUAGUGUUACCCGAGAGGCUAUCUCCAUUGGAUGCAAAGCGCUGUGGAUCCACCAUGGGAGUGAACGUCUGGAACGAUUCUCUGAAGUCAGAGAGUUUUGGAGGAGCUACCAAGAUCACCAUGGAGGUCAGGCAGUGCGAUGUGGAGCCGUCUGGACUCGAUGUCAUGGUGACGCAGGCGGAGAAAGAGAUUUUGGAAACAAUGGAGAAGAAGGAGCUU